AUGGGGAAGGCCGCGGCGGUGGGCACGGCGGUGGUGGUGUGCGCGGCCGUCGGGGUGGCGGUCGUGGUGGCGCGCAGGCGGCGCCGGCGGGAGGCCGAGCUGCAGGGGUCCGCAGAGGCGGAUAGGAAGAGGCGGGCGGCCGCCGUGAUCGAGGAGGUGGAGCGCAGCCUCUCCACGCCCACCGCGCUGCUGCGGAGCAUCGCGGACGCCAUGGUGUCUGAGAUGGAGCGCGGCCUGCGCGGGGACAUCCACUCGCAGCUUAAGAUGCUCAUCAGCUACGUCGACAACCUCCCCACCGGGGAUGAACAUGGGCUGUAUUAUGCACUGGAUCUUGGAGGCACAAACUUCCGUGUGCUGCGAGUCCAGCUAGGAGGAAGGGAGAAACGUGUUGUCAAACAACAGUAUGAGGAGGUUUCCAUUCCACCACAUCUGAUGGUCGGGUCUUCCAUGGAACUAUUCGAUUUUAUUGCUGCUGCAUUGGCCAAAUUUGUUGAUACUGAAGGUGAAGAUUUCCAUCUCCCAGAGGGUAGGCAGAGAGAACUUGGUUUCACCUUUUCCUUCCCAGUGAACCAAAUAUCAAUAUCGUCAGGAACACUCAUCAAGUGGACAAAAGGAUUUUCUGUCAACGGCACGGUUGGUGCAGAUGUUGUAUCUGAGUUGAGCAAGGCCAUGGAGAGGCAGGGGCUAGAUAUGAAAGUUACGGCGUUGGUUAAUGAUACAGUUGGCACAUUGGCCGGUGGGAGAUAUAUGGAUAACGAUGUAGUUGCAGCUGUAAUAUUGGGCACUGGUACAAAUGCAGCAUAUGUGGAGCACGCAAAUGCAAUUCCUAAAUGGACUGGUUUACUGCCUAAAUCUGGGAACAUGGUAAUUAAUACGGAAUGGGGGAGCUUCAAAUCCGACAAGCUUCCUCUUUCAGAAUACGAUAAAGCCAUGGACUUUGAAAGUUUGAACCCUGGAGAACAGAUAUACGAAAAAAUGAUUUCUGGCAUGUAUCUAGGAGAGAUUGUGCGAAGAAUUUUACUGAAGUUGGCACAUGAUGCUUCUCUAUUUGGGGAUGUUGUUCCAUCUAAGCUGGAGCAGCCAUUUGUACUGAGGACACCAGAUAUGUCAGCCAUGCAUCAUGACUCCUCACAUGACCUCAAAAUUCUGGGAGCUAAGCUGAAGGAUAUUGUUGGGGUUGCGGAUACUUCCCUGGAAGUAAGAUAUAUUACUCGACACAUCUGCGACCUUGUUGCUGAGCGUGGGGCACGCUUAGCCGCUGCUGGUAUAUAUAGCAUCCUGAAGAAGAUAGGCCGGGACAAAGUACCAAGCAAUGGCAGUAAAAUGCCGAGGACCGUCAUUGCUUUGGAUGGUGGGCUGUAUGAACAUUACAAAAAGUUCAGCAGUUGUGUAGAAACUACUCUUACAGACUUGCUCGGUGAAGAGGCCUCAUCCUCCGUGGUUGCCAAGCUGGCCAACGAUGGCUCUGGCAUUGGAGCAGCUCUUCUUGCAGCCUCACACUCCCAAUAUGCCGAUGUCGACUAGUCUUGAAAUCAAGCAUGGAUCAAACUUUUGAGUGUAGUUUCUCAUUUUUUUCCUUUUUCCCUUCAAACAUUCCUUAUAUUCCGGGCUCUCCUCGGGGAAAUUUUCAGCUUCCUUUCUUGGCUAUUCUGGAUGCACCCAAGUUCUCUGCAGCGGGAUAUAGCUAGUAUAGAACCGAUGAGUUUGGAGGUUCUCUGAUGGCAUAAAUGUUUGGACGGCAGGAGCAUAGAAUUGGAGGUUGAACAAUGCCAUUCAUGUUCUGCCCAUUUUUUCCCCUUGUAUGGUGUUGUAAACCAAUCAAAAAUUUUAACCUUUUUUGUGUUGGCAAUAAAGAGGAGGACACGAACGAAUUUAACCA
Molecule: messenger RNA, 1879 nt
Organism: Panicum hallii
Lineage: Eukaryota; Viridiplantae; Streptophyta; Magnoliopsida; Poales; Poaceae
Product: hexokinase-5
Exons: 9
Coding region: 1-1524 (507 amino acids)
Biological process (GO): glycolytic process; glucose 6-phosphate metabolic process; intracellular glucose homeostasis
Cellular component (GO): cytosol; mitochondrion
Molecular function (GO): mannokinase activity; fructokinase activity; ATP binding
Source: RefSeq, a predicted model, not a curated record